This is a messenger RNA of Sapajus apella (tufted capuchin), 1967 nucleotides long. RefSeq names its product DIRAS family GTPase 3 (gene DIRAS3). Lineage: Eukaryota; Metazoa; Chordata; Mammalia; Primates; Cebidae. Gene Ontology annotation, cellular component: plasma membrane. Gene Ontology annotation, biological process: signal transduction. The transcript has 2 exons. Gene Ontology annotation, molecular function: GDP binding; GTP binding; GTPase activity. The record is from RefSeq and is a predicted model, not a curated record. Bases 612 to 1310 code for a protein of 232 amino acids.
CAGUUAUGUCUAGCCACUUUGCCACUUAAUUUUUAUUUAAGGGUUUUUUUUUUUUUUUUUCCCCCUUCGGGAGGGGGUUGUCUAUGGAUGUCCUAUCUUUCCAGUAUCAUUUGUUGAAAAGAUUAUCUUUCCUGCAUUAAACUGCUUUUGGACCUUUGUCAAAAAUCAGUUGGACCAGUUUGUGUUGGCAAAGUUUAGCCUGAAGCUUAUUCCAACAGGUGAGAAAAGUCCACAGUUUAAUCAUUCCUCCCCAACUUGUAACCCCGCCCUGAACUUCUGGACUCAAGCGUUGGAGAUGUCAGGCGGACCUCGGGCCGCUCUGCGGUGGGUCAGCCCAUCAGGGCUGUUUUCCCACCACACACCGCGCAAGCGGAGUCUAUGCCUGUUACCCACACUCCCUGCGCCCCCGCACCCCGCUCCUGUGAUCACGUCGGAAUUUAAAGCGGCGGAGCAGAGAGCACUUGGACUGUCCAAUUGGUUGCUGCGGCCAUCUCUGCGAGCAGCGCGUUUGUCUUCUAGGCUGUUUAGUUCGUGCCUCCGAGAAAGGAGUCUCCUGCUGCCAGCUAAGUGUGAGAGAACUUGUGCGCGCAUCUCCCCUCCGAAUCCCAGCGAUGGGUAACGUUAGCUUUGGCUCCAAGGAACAACAGCAGCUGCUGGAGCGGUUGCGGCUCCUGCCCGCGAUGCUCAUCCUCCGCGCCUUCAAGCCCCACAGAAAUAUCAGCGAUUACCGCGUCGUGGUGGUCGGCACCGCUGGUGUGGGGAAAAGCACGCUGCUGCAGAAGUGGGCGACCGGCAACUUCCGUCAUGAGUACCUGCCAACCAUUGAAAAUUCUUACUGCCAGCUGCUGGGCUGCAGCCACGGUGUGCUUUCCCUGCACAUCACCGACAGCAAGAGUGGCGACGACAACCACAACCGCGCUCUGCAGCGCCACGUUAUAGCCCGGGGCCAUGCCUUCGUCCUGGUCUACUCAGUCACCAAGAAGGAAACCCUGGAAGAGCUGAAGGCCUUCUAUGAGCUGAUCUGCAAGAUCAAAGGUAACAACCUGCAUAAGUUCCCCAUCGUGCUGGUGGGAAAUAAAAGUGAUGACACCCACCGGGAGGUCGCCCUGAGUGAUGGUGCCACCUGUGCGCUGGAGUGGAAUUGCGCCUUCAUGGAGAUCUCGGCCAAGGCAGAUGUGAAUGUGCAGGAGCUGUUCCACAUGCUGCUGGAUUACAAGAACCAGCCCGACCCCGACCUCCAGGAGCCCCAGAAGAAGUCCCAGACGCCCAAGACCAUUGAGAAGAUGCUUGACAAGUGCAUAAUCAUGUGAGCCCCGGGCCUUAAGAGCCAACCCUUCCUACCCUGUAGUGUAUAGAAAACGUGGACUAAUUUCACUGUGUUACCUGUACAUGGCUGAUUUUGUGCUGUUGUUUAGACUGUAACAAUCAUAUUGCCAAUAAAUGUACCUUGUAAGUUGAUAACUUUACCUUUUCCCUGGCCAGAUAAUUCAAAUUGUUAAAACAUUGGCAUUUGAAGAGGAAAACAAAAAGGAACAUGAUGCAUUCAAAGUAAGGCCUUUAAUAAUAAAUUUAAUAAGAGAAAAUGUUUUGAAAAGAACAAAAUGUCAAAAUGAAUAGAAAGAGAAAUUGGAAGGUGUCCUUUUGGUAACCCUAUUAUUGUGUACAACUUUAAAACAUUCCACAACCUGUAAGUGUUUAAUCGUAUCUUUGAAUUGUGUAAUUAAGAAAUGUGUUUUUACAACAAAGCUUUUGAUAAAGUGCUUCGAGACAUAUAUGCUAAACAAAAAGAAAGAAUAUGCUAUAGCUGAUCAUUAGGGGUGUGGGAGCAGAGAAAACUGUGAAAGUGGAACUCUCUCACUAAAGAUGUUAGUAGUUUCCCAUGUCAUUGAAAAAUGUUUGAGUAUUCUGCUAACAGUUUUUAAAAGUGUAACAGCUUCUUGACUUAAUAAAGCUUUUCCUGCAUGCAA